Rotaria sp. Silwood1 is the source of this 819-nucleotide messenger RNA. The record is from the annotation of a GenBank genome assembly. NCBI's taxonomy places the organism in Eukaryota, Metazoa, Rotifera, Eurotatoria, Philodinida, Philodinidae.
AUGUUUCGAAAAGCUGAACAAGAAGCUCUUCUUGCUGGCCAUGGUCGUGUCAAUCAAUUAGGUGGUGUAUUUAUUAAUGGUCGUCCUUUACCGGAUCAUAUUCGUCGAAAAAUUAUUGAAUUAGCAUCAGAAGGAAUUCGUCCUUGUAUGAUUAGUCGUCAACUUCAAGUAUCUCAUGGUUGUGUAUCAAAAUUACUUUCACGUUAUGCUGAAACAGGUUCAUAUAAACCAGGUAUAAGUAGUCGACGACAAAUUAAAUUUCAUAAUCGACAAAUACAUGAUAAUGAUAUAACUAUUGAAGAAUCAGAUGAAAGCAAAAAUAAUUCACUUAAUGAAACAUUACCAAUAUGUGAAACUACUACAAAACGUCGUUAUCGUUCAUCAUUUACUAAUGAACAAAUUGAAAUUCUUGAAGAAUUUUUUUCUCAUACACCAUAUCCUGAUGUAACAACACGUGAAAAUCUUUCGAAACAUUUAAAUAUUGAAGAAAAUCGUAUUCAAGUAUGGUUUAGUAAUCGUCGUGCUCGUACUAGAAAAUCAACAACAACAACAUAUUCAAGUCUAAUAUCAACACAUGAAGAAGAAAAUAUUGCAUCAACAUCUACGGAUAUGAAACAAUUUUCAAUAAAUAAUAAUUUUGAUUCAUCUAUUACAUCAAAUCCGUCAUCAAAUUAUUGGCCAUCAACAUAUCAAAUGACUUAUACACCAACUAAUAAUUCACAUUAUCCAUUGACUGAUUAUUAUUAUUAUCCUCCGUGUACUACAUCCGCUUAUCCGAAUUAUUCAAUGUCAUAUUCAUCUUAUCCUUCAUUCUAUUAA